AUCCUGGCAGCUGAUUGGCCGCCGCCUUAUUCCAUACCUGCAGCCGCAGGUAGUAACUCCUCACUCCAGCAGCAAAGGCGGGGGGCAAAACGGGCUUGGACUUAAUCCUCUCGCUUCUUUCAGGGAUUGUUUGCAAUGGCAGCGAGCGCAGGGCCGGUCAUGAAUCCGCCGCAGCAGCAGCAGCAGCAAGCGGCCGAAGAGCGAGUGGUUUUCACGCAGCUUAAACCGGUGAGGAUGUCCGGAGCUGACGGCGCGGAGGAGGCAUCCGUGUUUGAGGACGUUAAACCCGGGGCCCAGUUGGAGAUGGACAAAUACCUCCCUCAGAUCACCAGCUCCCUCUUGAGUCCCGCCAUUGACCCCGACGACAAGAAGUACAGGCGGGACAGCGCCUCCGUGGUGGACGAGUAUUUCUCCGAGGACAAACACGGCGCACCGUACAGCCUCAACAUCAACGUCAUCCUGCCCAGCACCACUCACCUGCGCACGGGCCUCUACCGCCACAACACUAAGACCCUCGCCCCGCAUCAGAUCAAAACGGAACCUGGACUGGAGGUGCCCUGCUCCUCCGUCAACUCUGCCAUCCUGCAGGCCCUGCCGGACUUCACCUCCGUGUUCAGCGUGCCGCCUGUCGUCAACAGCGUUUUCAUCAAACCGGACUUGAGCUCUGGUGGAGUCACAAUGUCGUCCACAGGGUCACAGCCGCAGCAACAUUUGGACACAGAGCUUCAAAUCGGACCCCAGGCCCCUCAGCCGCAAGUCUACCAUAUGCCCAUCAGCAGUGGUGCUGACCUCACAAUGACUUUGUCACACUCUGGACCCUCAGCUUCUAGAACCAUGCUGAACCUGGGCAGUGGCGGCUACAUGCUGGCCGAGCACCAGCUGGCGCACCAACACACUUACUACCAGGCCUCGACGGCUGCCGCCGCGUCCCAUCACACGGGCCCCCACAGCCUGCCACCUUCUCCCCCAAAUUCACAGCCGGGAAGUCCUGAGGGUCAAGCGGAGCUAUUGAGCCUGGCCUGCCAACCGCCUCCUCCGUACCAGCACCAUCUGAGCGGUAUCAAAGUGCCGGGUUUGUCCCAUCACGCCCUGCUGAUGACUCACGGCCAGGGCGUCCUAACGGGGCCCAAAUACAACAGGCGGAACAACCCGGAACUGGAGAAGAGGAGGAUUCAUUUCUGUGACUACCCAGGGUGCACCAAAGUUUACACAAAGAGCUCGCAUCUGAAGGCUCAUCAGAGGACGCACACAGGUGAGAAGCCUUACCGCUGCACGUGGGACAACUGCGACUGGCGCUUCGCCCGCUCGGACGAGCUGACGCGACACUACCGGAAACACACGGGCGCCAAACCCUUCAAAUGUGUCGCCUGCAGCCGCUGCUUCUCCCGCUCCGACCACCUGGCGCUGCACAUGAAGCGGCACCAGAACUAACUCAAAAGUGUCAACAGAGAGACUCGAGUCGUUCGCCUGCAUCCCACAAACCACUUCCUGUUGCUGCGACGAGGGAGCGAGAGAGCCGUCUUCAUGACCUCCCGGUGAGUCCCGUCCCCGUAACGUCCGCCUCACAAAACCGGAAGAUAAAACAUUAUAACCGACGGAGGGAAACCACGACGAUGGACCGACUGGAGUGCAACAACCUGCUACAUUACGCUCCAUUUCAUGUAUUCGGGAGAAAAAAAAUCGGAAAAAUUUCAUGUUCAUUUUUUUAAACAAUUUCAUCACUUUUUAGCUCAUUUUCUUAGCACACUUUUGCGCACAAGUUCGUUAAACGUGUUUAUUUUAAGUAGCGCUAACUAACAAACGACCAAAAAAGAAGGAAAGCUUCCUCGGAAGAGUUGAUUGAGUCUUACAAAAACCCGAAAUAGGAUAAUAUUUCAUUUUUUGAUAGCAAUAUUUGUCAUUUUUAGGGCUGCAACAACUAAUCGAUUAAAAUCGAUUAUAAAAAUAGUUGCCGAUUAAUUUAGUCAUCGAUUCAUUGGAUCUAUGCUAUGCGCAGAGGCUACUUUUUUUUUAUUUUUUUUUUAUAAACCUUUAUUUAUAAACUGCAACAUUUACAAACAGCUGAGAAACAAUAAUCAAAAUAAGUAUGGUGCCAUUAUGCUUUUUUUCAAUAAAAUACUGGAAAGGAUAGAAAUGUACUUUGUCUCUUUUAUCCGAUUAUUAAUCGAUUAAUCGAAGUAAUAAUCGACAGAUUAAUCGAUUAUCAAAUUAGUUGUUAGUUGCAGCCCUAGUGGUUUUUAACAUUUUGUUAUAUCUAGCAAAUGAUGUUAUGUAUGAACAGCCUUAAUAAGUAAUGUAUUGCUCAAUUUUUACAGAUUUGGGCUAAAGCAAACAAACGCGAACAAUUUUGCUGUCAAUGCUAUUUGCUAACAACGUGAUGGCACACAAGCGCACUUAAAAUCAUCUCGAAUUUAGACUUUUUUUUGGGGCUCGUUUAAUGAAAAAGGUCCAAAAAUGAACUUUGAAGUAAUCUUCAGAUUAAAUUGUUACGCAUGUUUUUGAUUGUCUUUCCAGAAAAAUUCACCACAAUAAAUGUUAUUUUUACUCGUGCUAACAAACGAUAAAAAAAAACAGUAAAUAACUUUUUUGGCAAAUCUAAUACAGCACCCAAAUUUUUCUUAGCUACCACAUGCUAAUGAUCAAUAUGCUAAUCGCGGAAAAAAAUUAACACGAGUAUUCGAAUUUGCAAUUGUGGUGUUUGGUAGUUUUGACUGAUCAAAGAAUUGCACAAACCUUCCACCAAAAUGUUGUUAGAUAACAGACGCGUAAUUAUGAGUAACUUACGACAAAAAAAAAUGCUACGCUAAGACCUCAAAGUGACAAUCUGCUUUCUUUGCUACGACGUACGGAAGGAAGCAAUCACCUAAAACUUAGCUAAUGUUAGCUAAGUCUUUGUCCAUUAGCACUAACAACGUAAACUAACGCGCUAAAUCGGAAGGUUGACGUCAUUUUGGACUCUUAACAUCCCGUAAUCGUCUUUCACAACAUGGAGCGUUUUUUCCGCUUGCGGACAGGUGGACGCCUCGCCCUCUUGUAAAUAAUGUUUAUAUAUCUAUUUUAUCUACGUACGCGUGUCUGCGAAAACAACGAAUGUAUUUCGACUUCUCCUCGGUGUUGAUAUGACUUCACUAAAAAAAAAAAACACAAAAUUACAUAAUCUGCGAAAGUAAUGGGACAGCUAUGCCAGAGAGCUGAGUCAUCAGCCAAUGUUUUGCUUUGUUUGUUUCCAUAGCGACCUUUGCUGCUCAUUACUUUUUACUGUCACAUAUUUAUACAAUAACGUCACCCAUUGGCCGCGAAAGAAAACUUGAAAUAAAAGAAUAUGAUUUGAAAAAAUAUUACCAGAAGUUCCUUUAUUUUUUACAAUUACUUAUAGGAUAUUUCUGAUAUUUCCUUCUGAAUGCACUAAACUUAAAUUGUCUUUUAUUUCAACACUCGUCAUUCCUGUUGUUGGUUGUUUUUUUCCAAAAGGAUUCAAGUUCUCGGAGCGCAGUGUGUACAUAAGUCUUUGUAAAUAUUUUCUUUGGUUUUGAAUGUCUUCUUAUCUGGAUUUUUAAUAUUGUGUGUUUUUUGUAACUAAUGGGAUUUUAGAUUGAAUUUUUGUUUUUGGACCAUUUUUUCCCUGUUUGAACUAAAAUGACGCAAUGAGAUAAUAAAAUGUGUGCGAUAAUGCAGA
Entelurus aequoreus (snake pipefish) is the source of this 3676-nucleotide messenger RNA. RefSeq names its product Kruppel like factor 5 like (gene klf5l). The record is from RefSeq and is a predicted model, not a curated record. Gene Ontology annotation, biological process: regulation of transcription by RNA polymerase II. The transcript has 5 exons. Gene Ontology annotation, molecular function: DNA-binding transcription factor activity, RNA polymerase II-specific; RNA polymerase II cis-regulatory region sequence-specific DNA binding. NCBI's taxonomy places the organism in Eukaryota, Metazoa, Chordata, Actinopteri, Syngnathiformes, Syngnathidae. The coding region runs from base 136 to 1431 and encodes 431 amino acids.